GCAGUUUGCGCACACUCUCGCUGCAGGAAUGAGCGCUUCGAUACGGCUUUGUUGUGGAUUUACUGAACGAAAAGCAAUGUUUUAAAGAGUGAUCUGUUGUUUUAAAGUGAGAAUCUGUCGGUAGAGUUUCCAAGAUGACUCUCCCGCCGCGGUUUAUCCAGCUGUCCUCCGCGUCCCUCGCUGUGGUCUUAGCCCGGGACGAGGAGAGCUCCCACCUCGGCACCGAAGUCAGCGCCAACACCGGGCAGGAGAUAUUCGCGGAGUUCAAAGCGCAGAAUUCCCGCAGUUUUUGGAAUAAGAGACUGGUGAAAGCCGUGGCCGAGGUGCACUUCCAGGGAUGGAUGGAAAACCUGGUGUUGUUCAUUCAGGGCAACGCCAAUAACCUGGAGGUGGUGAGGGAAGCGUGGAUGCGCCGCGCUCUGAGGUCUCCAAAGGGGUUCGUUAUCAAAGCUGUGGGUGAUCUGUCCCCAGUGCAGAUGUCCCCCGUACCUCAGUCCCAGUUCAUUCCUUUGGCCGAAGUGCUGUGCUCCGUCAUCUCUGACAUGAACUCCAACCAAAUCACUGUGAACCAAGACGCACUCAUUAAUUAUAUGAGCAAGGCCCAUCCAGGAAUUACUAUACCAACUCAGGACAUCCUCUACAACGCGCUGGGCAAUCUGAUAAAGGAGCGCAAGAUCUACCACACUGGAGAAGGCUAUUUCAUCGUCACUCCACAAACCUACUUCAUCACCAACAACAUGGUCCGGGAGAAGAACUGGUGGCCCACUGGUUCAGCUGACGACCCCCCAUCACCUCCCCCUAUAACUUACCUUUUGAGUAAUGAUGUCUGCAUGGAGACUACCCAUACGCCACCGCUGGCACACUGCAAGUCAUGUAGCUGCUUUACCCCUUUACCACUGGUUAAUAACAUCACCUCUACACCAGCAACAGGCACACUUCAAUCUUCCACUGUACCAGACCAACAUUCAGUAUCAGUGUCUGUCAGUGAAUGCACAGGCAAAAGCUUAAAAUGGCCACGUCCACUGGAUCUCAAACCCACCGUUCAGCACCAAUCUACCUCCACGGCUGCAGAUUGUCAAGCUAGCGAGGUUAGCAAAAACACAGUAACUACAAAUGCUACAAGCCGCAAAGAUAAAGACAUCAAACCACCAAGGAAAUUUGGUCUGAGUUUGUUCAGAAGAAAUGUAAACAAGAAGGACAAACCAAAGAAAGAGUAUGUUACUUUUUCAGGACAGUUUCCCCCAGAGGAGUGGCCAGUUCGUGAUGAAGAUGACCUCAACAAUCUGCCUCGCGACCUAGAGCAUGCCAUCAUCAAAAGAAUCAACCCUGAGCUCACUGUGGACAAUCUGACUCGUCACACUGUUCUGAUGAAGAAGAUGGAGGAGAGACGGGAGAGGGGAUUUGAACACGGUGUGGACAGAGCUCUCGACAAAGAUGAUAAACUGGUUGAUAAGGGAAUGUCGACUGAGAUGCUGUCCGUCUCCAGGCCAAGGCAUCAUCAUUCAGCUAAGGCAUCUGGAGGAAGGCGGUCGGCCCCCAAAGCUACUCGCAGCAGGAGGAGGGCACAUUCUUCCAGAGAAAAGAGGGAGAAGGACAGGGAGAGGGUGAGGAAUAAGGUGGCCAUGUGUGCAGAUGAGUUGCCAGAGGGGGAAGAUUUGAUCCCGACUCGCCUCAGAGUGGAAAUCCCAGUGGAUCAGCCAGAUCAGCCAGAAGAGGGCGUGACCGGUGAGGGGAAAUCUCUUUAUAAAAAACGCAUUGACAAUCCCUUCCAAGUGGGGUUUAACAAUGACCCCUCAGAGGUGGAAACUCCCCCCACCACAAGCAGGGAGCACAGGAGACGAGAGGGCAAAGAGGGCAAGGCCUCAGGACAAGGGAGGAAAGAGCGUUUAAGCUACCGGUCCAAAUCUUGGGACCCACAUCGAGCUAAAAUCGCUUUUGCAGAAGAGGAGCAAAUAGGAAGAUCGCCAAAUUCCGAGGACAGAUACAGCUGUCCUCAAGGCAAGGACCUUCAAAUAGACUUGAAACCUACCAAGGAGCUGCCACUGGACUACAGUCCAGCCUAUCCUCAGAGUAGCACCCUUAGAAUAGAAGACAAGGUCCGUCACCAGAGGGAAUCAAAGGAGACUUGGGAAAAGGAUGAUUACAAAGAAAUACCAACCCUAAACCAAGAUAAGUCAAAUUAUUUUGAUCCAGGGUCCUUGCAUGAUUUACCAAUUUCAAACACCACUUUGCGUAGAAAGCACUCCCUCAGAACUGCAAAACCACACGAUGGUGAACUUUGGAAAACUGGUAAUUUAGUGUCUCAAGGUCAACCUUGUGAGACACCUUUAAGUACCAGUAAAACAGACCAAAAGGCCAGUGCAAAGUUAGAGUACAAGGCUGGACAUAUGGAAAAGCUAGAGUCCAUUGAUGAUAAUGCUGUGGCCACAGAUGCUAGUAGCUUUUUUGAAGAUGAUUUGAGGCUUUAUGAAAAAGCGGAUGAAAAGGAUGAAGAGGAUGCUUGUAGUUCAUUGUGUCUUAAUGAAGAAGAGGUUUCUGAUUCUUUGAAGGUAUACCAGGCAUCUAUACCCCACUACCAUGACCCACAACUAGAUUAUAAUAACAAAUUGGAUUUAAGAUAUCAGGGAUCUCACAGCCGCUACUAUAAUUCUUACAUUCAACAUGCCCCUUUGGUCCAGGAAGGUUCAGAAAAUACUUAUAAAGCUACUGCUGAAUCAGAGGACACAGUAUGGAGAAAUAACAAUCAUCGGCAAAUGACUAGAUCUCCUCACAGUGGACCAAGUCCAAGGCACAGAAUGAGAGAAGAGCAACACAGUGAAGCUAGUCUGAACCUGGAUUGUCCAGAUACUCCUGAGGUUGCAGACUGCAGUAUCUUUGACUACUGCCAAACCAGUGAGGUGGAGUCAGAUUCAGAGACUGUCCGCAAGUCCACAGACGACGGUGAUGGUGAAUCUGCUCAAUGGGCUGUUGACAUGGAGGGACAAAAGGAUCAUUUCGAGGUUCCUGAUGAAAGAGAACAGCUUUCCACUCACAAAAGUGGGCUGAGUGUGCCCAGUGGAGCCAUGGCCAAGGCGGGUGAACCAGCAGAAAUGGUGGAGAACCAGAGCAUGACAGGAGACAGUGGAAUUGACUCUCCCCGAACUCGAGUCAGUCUGGCCUCAAACAACACCGUGAUAUUGGAAGGUCUGAAGAGAAGAGGAUUUCUACAAAAUUUAGAAAAACUUCACACCAAAAGCAACAGCAUCCGACCACAGAGCUCACUCCUGCAGCUCACGCCGGUCAUGAAUGUAUAGCAAGUGUUUAGAUAAUGCAGCCAUUAUAAUGUCCUAUGCACAGGCUGUGUCCAGAACUCCAACAUUGUUGUUCAUGUAUAAUUUGUAUGUAUCUUCUGUAAAUUGUAAUUUUUGUCAGGGAAUAUACCAUACCUAUUUUUUCCUUUAUGAAUCCACAUUGUGAAUGCAUGGCUGGUUAACAGCAAAUAUUGUCAAAUAUAAUG
This is a messenger RNA of Boleophthalmus pectinirostris (great blue-spotted mudskipper), 3496 nucleotides long. It is a transcript of the gene stox1, whose product is annotated as storkhead box 1. Gene Ontology annotation, cellular component: cytoplasm; nucleus. Gene Ontology annotation, biological process: positive regulation of transcription by RNA polymerase II. Gene Ontology annotation, molecular function: RNA polymerase II transcription regulatory region sequence-specific DNA binding; DNA-binding transcription activator activity, RNA polymerase II-specific. The transcript has 4 exons. NCBI's taxonomy places the organism in Eukaryota, Metazoa, Chordata, Actinopteri, Gobiiformes, Gobiidae. The record is from RefSeq and is a predicted model, not a curated record. The coding region runs from base 135 to 3293 and encodes 1052 amino acids.